Messenger RNA from Fomitiporia mediterranea MF3/22, 1845 nucleotides. RefSeq names its product alcohol oxidase. Gene Ontology annotation, molecular function: flavin adenine dinucleotide binding; oxidoreductase activity, acting on CH-OH group of donors. The coding region runs from base 1 to 1845 and encodes 614 amino acids. The record is from RefSeq and is a predicted model, not a curated record. Lineage: Eukaryota; Fungi; Basidiomycota; Agaricomycetes; Hymenochaetales; Hymenochaetaceae. The transcript has 5 exons.
AUGUUCUUGCACGCGUGCACGCUCGCUCUUGCACUUCCGCUGUUCGUCGCCGCGGCGCCUCCAACGCCGCAGCCAAACGUAACUACAUUGACCACAAACCCGUUAGAUGCGAAUGGACAGACGUUCGACUAUAUUGUCGUCGGAGCCGGUUUAACCGGAAUGACUGUUGCGUCGCGCCUCUCCGAAGACCCAUCAAAGACGGUGCUUCUGAUUGAAGCGGGUCUUGACAAUCGUACGGACCCGGGUAUUUUUGACCUUAACUUGUACCCGUCGCUCUUUGGCACCUCUGUGGAUUGGGCAUGGCAAACGGAUCAGAAUAAAUCCUUGCAAGGGGGUAGGAUGCUUGGAGGUUCCUCAUCCUUUACGGCGUGUCAUUGGCUUCGGGGCAUGAAAGAUGGGUACGAUGCCAUCGGAUCGCUCAUUGACGGAGAGGAUUGGAGUUUCGACGCCCUGUUUCCUUAUAUGAAGAAAGCAGAGAAGUUCUUUAUCCCGACUCCUGACCAGAUCGCACUUGGAGCGGACUACGUCUAUGAUUACCAUGGUUACUCUGGACCUGUCCAGGUGACGUUCCCCCAGCAAAUCUAUACUGGACCUCAAGAACCCGCAUUCGUCAAAGCCAUCGAAAAUAUAACCGGCAUCGCCCACUGCCAGGAUUUCGAAGGAGGUUUCGAUAAUUGCGUAGGCUAUAUGCCGCGCACCUUCGACCCUGCAGCGAACUUCACGAAAUCGACUUCCGCUACAGCGUACCUUUCGCCUAUCGAAAAUCAGCGCCCGAACUGGCGUAUCCUCAUGGCGCACCAAGUCACGAAAAUCUUGUUAACCGGUGACGCACCGCAGGUCAAAGCCACAGGGGUAGAGUUCAAAGAUUGGAUGAACGUGGGAGAUACGUACAAGGCCUACGCGAACCGAGAAGUUAUUCUUGCCGCAGGAGCAAUUGGUACCCCUCAAUUGCUUCAGCUUUCCGGGAUUGGCGACUCCAAGAUCCUAAGUCCAUUGGGCAUUGAUGUUAUAAUCGAUCUGCCGACUGUCGGAAAACAAUUGCAGGAGCGCACAAGAAAUGAGCUGGCACGCAAUGUGUCAGCAUCGUUCAAUCCUGGCGGACCUGGUCCUGCGAACACUAUGUCUUACCCGUCGCUGAAGGAACUCUUCACUAAGGGCGGUGGAUCCAACGGAUCAGUCACGGGAGAGGAAGUGGCAGAUUACAUUACAGCAAUGUAUCCCAUCUGGGCGCAGAAAGAAGCUCAUAACGCAUUGAACGCAGACGCGUUGACCACAAUAUUCAAAGUUAAUGUUGACUUGAUGGUCAAUAGCAAUAUUCCAGCUGCCGAGUUGUUCUUCAAUACCCUUACAUUCGACAUAGGGCUCGAAAUAUGGCAAAUGAAUCCAUUCAGCCGCGGAAACGUCACGAUAACGAGCACCGAUGCCUUCGUUAGACCUCAAGUUAAUAUCAACUAUUUCGACAUCGAAGUCGAUCUCGCGAUCCAAACAGCAGCGGCACGCCUAGCUCGUCAAAUCUUCAAGAGUCCCAUUUUCGGCUCUAUCUUCGCUGCUGAAGAACUCCCUGGAACGGCCGCUGUGCCUGACGACGAUCUCGGCGGCACUGAUGCCGACUGGCAAGCGUGGAUCCUAGAGAACUACCUUCCCGUUGGUCAUUAUUUCGGGACUGCACCGAUGAUGCGUCGGAACUUGGGUGGCGUCGUUGAUGGCAAACUAUGUGUAUACGACACAUUAAACCUUCGAAUCGUUGACGGAAGUAUUAUUAGUCUACCGAUGACUGCUGCUCCUAUGAGCUCGCUCUACGGUAUGGCGGAGAAGGCCGCGGAUAUAAUCAAGUCAUUAGCAUGA